This is a messenger RNA of Ruditapes philippinarum (Manila clam), 2865 nucleotides long. RefSeq lists its product as uncharacterized. Bases 114 to 992 code for a protein of 292 amino acids. The record is from RefSeq and is a predicted model, not a curated record. NCBI's taxonomy places the organism in Eukaryota, Metazoa, Mollusca, Bivalvia, Venerida, Veneridae. The transcript is spliced from 4 exons.
CUUAAGAACAAAUUUAAGUGUAAUCGUUUCAGCUAAAAUUAAGAAAUUUAGAUUUCUGCCAUAUAUGUAGAAAAGGUAGUUAAAAGACAGGAUUUUAAAAAAAUUAAAAAGUAAUGGCACGUGUGAAUACAAAAUCACAGCGAGAACUGUACGAGUUUGGACAUCGAUGUCAUUCCUGUAUUAACAGAUAUUGUUUAAAAUGUUUUAGAUUUGAGUGCACACUUUGUCGAAAGGAUUGCAAAUGCAAAACAACUGACUGUGAAUGCGAACGAUUUCCUAAAUUGAUUAACAAAAAGCUUAUUGACGCUAAAUAUUGGCUGAUCAGCCAACGAACACCACCGAGUUCGAUUGAUAUCUCGUUAAAGUAUAAUUUCUUCCUGCAUAAUGGGGAGGUUUGCUUGAGUUUGAUGAUUGUACAGCAUAAGGAUUUUGACAAAAAAGCUGUAGAUAACACGACUGGCAACUCAAAUGUACCUGAGAAUUACAUGGAACUUAAAGUAGAUAUAAAGGAAGGCACGCAUUUACGAAAAAAGUACGCCAGUAAGCAGACUGUUACAAUUAAUAUUCCGACCACAAAAUGCCAGAAGAUUUCGGUAUAUUGCGGAGAAACCUCAGAUAGACACAAACAAUGUCUCUAUGACCUCAAUCGACUUUUAGAGAAGAAAAACAUUUUUCUGGAAUUUACUUACAACCCAGAUGAAACGUUGGCUGAGAACGAAAAUCCGUUACUUGUGAUUUCUCUCAUACAUUCAAGAGCUGUAUCUGAUGUUAUGGGAACGCUUUCUAGAAUUGGAAAUCAAUAUUACAAAAGAGUUAUAGUGGUUCUAUUGCAUUUUAAAGAUUCAGACGAGAGAAGAUCCGCCCUUACUGUUAUUGAUGAAUUAAAAGUUUUUCAGGCUGUAGAUUACUUUCUAAAUCAAAAAGAGAGUUUAUGUGAAGUUGCAGAUUCUCUCACAUCAGCUAUUGAAAAAUUUGAUAUGCAAAGAGAUUAGAAGAGUUAACAUCAAAAUGUAAAAGUGAGACAAGAUUAAGUAAACGCUCUAUUACUUAUUUACCUGGGGCCCGUUUUCACUAACAUUUCGUAAGUUUUUCGUAAGUAUUGUUACCUUGAAACUUUCGUAUAUCAUAAGUGUGUUUCAUAAAACGUACGAACGUUUUUCUUAUUCUACGAUGAAAUAUCUCCUAACUCUUCAAUAGAGGUGUUAAAAAUUAUUCAAAAAGGAGGCAUUUCGGGAAUAUUUAUCCUCUCUCAGACAAUCAAAUAUGUGACCGCAAACCUUUCAAGAAAGCUAAAAUUAAAUUUUGUAUGGUCAUCUACGGACGCCCAGAUGUCUCUGAGCAAUUCGUGUUUUUAUAGGCAUACUGUACCAUCGGCCAUCCAUCACACAAAUUUCUUUCGAAUUUUAAUGUUUAAAUAAUGUAUAUAUAAAGAGUGUUAAGGAAAAGUAAUCGACAGUACCCCCUUUGACCAAUCAUAGCUAUUUUUUGUUGAAAAUAACUAGUGGAAUUAACUUGGUUUGAUAUGCUAUAUAUCUCAAGAGGUAAAAUGGGAAAAUCUUUGAUGUUUCCCGCAAGUAAAAAUGUGGAUCUGUUCACACUUUUAAGUGAAAUAUUUAACUAAUUCACGUCAUCCAUAAAUCUGCUUUUUAUUAUUUUACAGCAAAACAUGAAAAACCAGAAAAACAGAUGACACGAAAUGUUCAGCAGUACGCGUAAAGCACUACAUGCAAACAUAAAAUAUUUUUGUCAUAAUUGCAGUGUAACUAUUAAGCAUUCAUUGAUGUAUUGAUAUAUGAAUAUUUUCCACCACAUAUCAUUUUAUGUACAUUUAGUCUUCGUGCACUUUAAUGCGCCCCAAAAAUGUUCAGCAUCAUUUUAUUUCAAGGAAAAAAAACAGUAUUUAACUGGUAAAGGAUCUCGACAUUUUUAUAACAAAAUAUAAAAGCAGGUAGAUAUUUUUGUUCUGUCUGCAUUAACUUGAUAUCAAACUAAUAGACCUGAGUUUCAACAGUUAUUGUGUCACUGAUAAAAUUCCAAAUAAUCUACAUUUAGCAUCAAACCUCGUGAAGUUUAGUUAGCAAACGCUUGAUUUUUGAUUUAUAUUAAAUAUUUUUGAUAAAGGUCAAUCACGACUUAGUGGUGGAUGGAUUUGGUACACGUAUUUGUUUUAAAGAAGAAUAUGGUAAUAAGCUGAAAGAAUGACUUUUGUAUUCGUAAUUGUUUUCUUUACUAAAUCUCAUUUCGAAUGAGUCUGUGACACCACACUUAUAGAGCCGCUUUCAUCGUCAAACUGUCUGAGCAGUCAUGUCUGUAUAUACAAUUUUCGCUUUCCUUUUCUUGCAUUAUUCAUGUCAGUCUUAUUGACUUAAAUUUCAGUUAGCAUAACUUAAGCGUAAUUUUACGUGAAACUUACAAAAAGAGUACGUAUUGAUUUUUCAGAUAUACGUCUUUACGUAAAAUUUGGACGUAACUUCACACUUAUGCAAAGCUUAAGAAUAAGUAUGUUAGUAAAACGGGCCCCUGGUGUUACAUUUAUUGUUGAAGAAUAUAAAUGUAUUAUGAUUUAGUAAAUGGUGCAAUGACAAAUGUUAAUCUAAGAUGAUUCUAUUACUUUCCAUUAAUGGUAAACAGAUUUUAUGCAUUGGUUUAAACAUAUUUAUUCCCAAAGUAUAUAUAGUGUACAUACAAAUAAAUAACAAACACAAUAUUUUUACACAAUGGAAAAGGACGAGAAUGAAAGACAAGUCUUAUAGAAUUCUUCUCCUUAAAUUUGACUUUAAUUUGAUUUUAUGCUUUGUAUAUAUUAUAACCAGAAUUAAUAUUUCACCUUAAUAAUUGUAAUUAAAAAUAAAUAAUAUAUAUAUA